Molecule: messenger RNA, 3615 nt
Organism: Anopheles nili
Lineage: Eukaryota; Metazoa; Arthropoda; Insecta; Diptera; Culicidae
Product: structural maintenance of chromosomes protein 3-like
Exons: 6
Coding region: 1-3615 (1204 amino acids)
Biological process (GO): mitotic sister chromatid cohesion
Cellular component (GO): chromosome
Molecular function (GO): cohesin loader activity; double-stranded DNA binding; ATP binding
Source: RefSeq, a predicted model, not a curated record
AUGUAUAUCAAGGAAAUAAUCAUCGAAGGAUUCAAGAGCUAUCAUCGGAAAAUAGUCGUUGAGAAGCUGCACCAACAGCACAAUGUCAUAGUUGGUCAGAAUGGGUCUGGAAAGAGUAACUUUUUCAGCGCUAUCGAGUUCGUCCUAAGCGAUGAAUACAAUAAUUUGCGCUCGGAGCAACGCGCUGCGCUGAUAAACAAAGGCUUGAAAUCUCGAUCGGAAACUGCGUAUGUGGAAAUUGUUUUGGAAAUGUCGCAUAAUGCGGUAAGAUGGGGUUCAACAGCUGGAUCACAGAACAUAGCACGUGUACGUCGUUCUAUUGGAUUUACUAAGCGUGAUCAGUAUAUGCUCAAUGGACAUAACGUUUCUCGGAAGGAGAUAAAAGAGUUCUUAGAAUCUGUUGGGCUAUCCAACUCCAGUCCCUAUUACAUAAUCAAACAGGGUAAAAUUAACCAACUCGCAAUGUCUCAGCCUCGACAGUUGUUGGAUGUACUAUUUGAAGUUGCUGGUAUUCGCGUGUACAAUGAGCAAUUAUCCAUUUCCAUGAAAAAUUUAAAAGCUUCAGAGGAAAUAUUUGGGAAGACAUUGAAGGAGCGAUCUAUGUUGGAAAAUAAUCUGAAGGAAUUAGCCCAGGAGAAAACGGAGCUGGAAAAGUAUGAGAAGCUGGAUAAAAAGCAGCGAGUGCUCCAAUUUAAAGUACUUGAAAAAAGGCAACUAGAAGCAUCGAAAAUGCUGGCUUCUCUUGAUCGUGACAACGACGUGUGGAAAGAAAAGCAGCGUAAGUUACUAGAACAAAAAAUAGAUUCGUUGCAUCAAAUUGCAGCUUUGAAGGAAAAGUUGAGCGAAAACCAAACGGAUGUUUACACUCUGAACGAACGCAAAAAUGAAAUUUUGGAACAGCAUCUGCGUUUGGAGGAACAAAAAGCGAGUCUCGACAUGACAGUGGAAGCAAUGAUGGAUGAACUGAACGGUGAAGCCGAACGAAAGUUACAUGAUCGUGCACAGUUGGAAAAGCUAAACCAGAUGAUCGCUGAACGUGAAAAGGCGUUGCAAAAGGUUUCGAAACAGUGCAAUAAAUUUAGAGAAGAGGAAGACAUACUGAUCAGCAAUGUCAUGGAGAAGGAACAGAUGCGAAACGAGCGUAUGGAUAAAACGCGUCGUGGCAUGCAAUUUUCUAAUCAACAGGCACGUGACCAGUGGCUAACACAGGAAAUAGUAACACUGAGCGAACAAAUCAGUAGCAAAAAAGGUAGCUUGCGUGAGACAAUGACUAACUUAGAGCUAACUGCUGAAAAAUUAGCAAACAGCAAAAAACGUAUACAAUCGGAGAAACAAAUAUUCGACAAAUUGAUUCAGGAUGAGCAGUCAUGUAAAAGCGAUCUUGCGGACAAAAAAAAGAAAGUACAAGAUAGCAUUGAACUACGCGAAUUUCUAUUGAAAAGACGGUAUCACGUUCAGCAUGCAUUGGUGAAGGCCGAGGAAGAGGUAUCCAGGCUGGAAAUAUGCAUGCAACAACAAUUUGGCAAAGCGACCUUCCAGGGCUGGAAAUCAAUACUCAAAGCGUUGUCCAUGAUCGAAUCAGAAGACAUAAGACAGGGCUACUAUGGGAGAGUAUUGGAAGUUCUUCAAUGCGAGGAGAAUAUUCAUCGAGCAGUACAAACAUCGGCGGGUAAUAGACUAUACCAUCACAUCGUAAAAACGGAUGCGGUAGCAAAUGACAUUAUUGCCAUGUGCAACUUGCACAAGCUACCGGGGGAAUUUAAUUUUAUGCCACUUAAUCGACUGCAGCCGCCCGUUUUCAGAUACCCGAAGGAUAAAGAGAUCACUCCUCUCAUCUCUAUGCUUCAGUACAGCAAUAAUUACGAACCCGUAGUGCGAACGAUCUUUAGCAAGAUACUAGUCUGUACUGAUCUCGAAAUUGCGUCCAUGGCCACUCGAAGGUAUGGACUAACCUGCGUUACUCCUGAUGGGGAUAUGACGCGUACUGGGAUAAUAAUGGGAGGAUACCAUGCCCCUAGAAUAUCAGUGAUGAAACUCCAUUUACGCUGGGUUGAAGCUAACGAAAAACUUUUGCAUUUUAAAGACAAAUUGGAUGAUGUGCAAAACGAUAUAAAACAGACAGAUAUAUUAGUAAGCUCCCAUGAGCAAGAGAUCUUGUCCUCAGAAGCCACGCUGUUGAACAUACAAGAAGAAAUAUCAACUGCUGUUUCUUCUCGUCGUACCUUGCCGGAGAAAUGCCGCAAGCUUGAGGAGGACUGUACAGAAAUGGAAAGCAAGAUACGAAGAUACAGAACCGAGCUGGACUUGUUGGAAAGGAAAAAGAACAGUUUGAGUAUGGAAUUGAAUUCGCAACUUCUCGACGAGUUGUCGGUAGAUGAUCAGGUAGCCAUUCAACAGCUCGAUGUUGAAAUCAGAAAUAUGCGUGUGCAGCAGCAUAAGACGUUUGAAGUGUGUCUGAAGGCGCGGGGAGAAAAGAGCAAGUUGGAGAAUAUGUUGCAUACUAAUCUAUAUCCCAAACGAGAAGAGCUUGUCGCAGCACAUGAACGGUCGGAUAUAGCACAACGGAGCAAGCAGUUACAAACGCUUAAGAAAGAUCAGGAAAUUUUUACCAAUAAAAUAGUUCAUUUGCUUAGAAAUAUAAAUGAAACUGAUAAAAGGUUGAAUGAAGCUACGGAAUUGGAUAAAAAAAUAUCUGAAGAGCUGGAAAACUGGCAGCAAAAAUUGAAGACGGUAGAAAACGCGAUAACGGAUGUAGAUCCGGCAAUGAUAUCACAGCAGGCGCAAAAGCAUGAAUGGGAAAAGCAAUGUCACAAAUAUGGUAAAAAAAUUAAUGAUCUCGGCACAUUGCCAGCCAUUGAUCCAAUAUACCAGACAAUGCCUUUAGCGGCUCUUACGAAGGAACUGGAAGAAACAAAAAAGCAAAUGAACAAAUAUGGUAACGUGAAUAAAAAGGCCACCGACAAUUAUUUGAAGCUGCGGCAACGUUAUGAUAAGACUGUUAAAGAAAUGGAGCAUUUGCGGCAAAGCAGGCUGUAUAUCGAUCUUAAUUUCAAGGAUCUUCAGAAGCAACGGACUGCAUGCAUUCAAACUACCUUUGAAUGUGUAAAUAAUAACUUCAGUGAAAUAUUCCGCGCCUUUGUUCCCGCAGGGUACGGUAAGUUGAUCCUGCACACAAAUGACGAUUCCAACGUGGUAGCUCAUGAGGUCGAUGCCGAGUACCACCCAGACCAUCAGGAUCGUUACGUGGGGCUUGGCAUAGAGGUAUCAUUUAAUGGUACUGAAGGAUCUUUGCAAGAGUUGAGGCAACUUUCCGGAGGUCAAAAGACAAUAGUUGCGAUCGCGUUGAUUUUCGCUAUUCAAAAGUACAAUCCUGCACCAUUCUAUCUGUUCGAUGAGAUAGAUCAAGCUUUGGACAGCCAGUACCGCAAAGCUGUUGCUGCUAUGAUACAACAGCUGAGUGAACACUCUCAAUUUAUUACAAUUACCUUUCGCAGGGAGCUUCUGGAACAUGCAAACAAAUUUUACGGAGUGAAGUAUCAAAAUAGAAUUAGUCGAAUAGGCUCAGUAUCGAAGCAACAGGCAUAUGAUUUUGUCGUCCAUGAUGGUGUCGACUGA